Mytilus trossulus (common blue mussel) is the source of this 745-nucleotide messenger RNA. RefSeq lists its product as uncharacterized. The transcript is spliced from 4 exons. NCBI's taxonomy places the organism in Eukaryota, Metazoa, Mollusca, Bivalvia, Mytilida, Mytilidae. The record is from RefSeq and is a predicted model, not a curated record. Bases 82 to 564 code for a protein of 160 amino acids.
GGACACGCUAUUCACAGUAAAUAGCUUAUAAUGCAAUCAUGUAUUUAUUCAAAUUAAUAUAUUUUGGAUCAUUUAUCUGCAAUGUAUGUAAUAGUGGGAUCUAAAAUCGUGCUUGUUUUAAUUUGCUAUGAAUUAGUAGGUCAUUUUGUAAGUGGCGAAGGAAAUGACAGUUCUUCAAGUUCCGAUGGAACUAUUUUAGGUGCUGUUCUCGGGAGUAUAUGUGUAAUGUUAGUGGUUGUAACAUGUCUUAUUGUCUCAGUUUGCUGUAAGUCAAAGGUGUGUUCUGUACAACCAUCUCAAGACGCUCAAAGAAAUACAACAAAUAUCACAGUGAAUCUUGAUCGACCACCUUUAGGACCUCCUAGAUACAGUUCGCUGUAUCCUAAUACUAGACUCCCACCAUUGACGAAUUCGAUAAGCCGAUCUAGAGAUGAUUACACUUGUGAACAAGAUGCAACUAAUAGUUCUGUACAUGGACAUUCUAUUCGACCAUCGUGUAUACCGGCAAUAUCACCUCCACAAUAUACUCCAACUAUUAUCCCUACAUCAGAACUGAGAGAUUGACGGAUUUUUUUUUAUACUUUAAAGACAAGUGUCAUUUUAUUUAUGACACACACAAAGUACUGUUUACAUGUAAAAUCAUUAUUAGAGAAUGGACAAUGUAAAACUAUAUGUUCCUCGAGACCGGUAUUUGUCAUCUUAGAUUUAAGAUCGCCACUAAGAACACAAGUAUAAAUGAAUAUCA